This is a messenger RNA of Pseudomassariella vexata, 3535 nucleotides long. RefSeq lists its product as uncharacterized. Bases 476 to 3535 code for a protein of 1019 amino acids. NCBI's taxonomy places the organism in Eukaryota, Fungi, Ascomycota, Sordariomycetes, Amphisphaeriales, Pseudomassariaceae. The transcript has 3 exons. The record is from RefSeq and is a predicted model, not a curated record.
CAACGCGAGUCACCGCCGAGUUGGGACAGGCCUGGCUCAGCAGAUACGUCGUGUAUCUCGUGCGAACAAAGCGACCAGUUUUCAUUUCUAUCUCACCUGCUUCCAGAUUCUGCUACAUCGCUUUCUGGGAGUUGAGGAUUUCUCGAUCGGUAUCGCUGACAGUGGUCGCAGCCACUGGAAUGAAAAGAAAGAGGCGACAACCCCAGGAUCCAGCAGUAGUAUCCAAGACAGUGUUGGGCCAUAUCUCAAUCUAGUUCCCCUUCGUUUUGAAGUCACUCCGGAAGUGACCUUCGGCCGCCUGAUUUCCGACAGUCGUGCGAAGUCCUAUACUGGAUUGGCGCACUCUCAUGUGCCCUUCGACGUCCUUCUCAGAGAGCUGCAAGUUCCCAGAGCUUCUACAACACACAGCCCUCUCUUUCAGGCCUUUGUUGACUACCGUCAGGGUUCACAAGAGCGCCAGCCUCUGGAAUCGUGCAUGCUGGAAAUGAUAGAGUUACAAAUGGGAAGUACAAACUACGACCUGAGUCUAGACGUGAUAGACAACCCUGAGGGCGACGCCAGGGUCACUCUUAUGGGCCAAUCCACCUUGUAUUCGAAUGAUGACAUGAAAGCUGUCGCAGACAUGUUUGAAGAUAUUUUAGAAGAGUUUACAACAUCACCCACCAAGCACAUCUCAGAGAACUGGCAAUACCGACAAGCCGAUAUACAGAAGGCUAUAGACAUUGGUCAAGGUGAAGUCCAAGAGAAGAAAUGGCAUGACACGCUCAUUGAACAAUUCGAGUCCGUCGUGCCUCAGCAUCAGGACAAAGUAGCAUUGAUACACGCCAACGGGAUAUCGCUCACCUACGGUCAGAUGCAGCAACGCCUCGACACUAUUGCAGCCGCCUUGAUGGAUAACGGAGUCAAGUCAGGAGACAGUGUAGGUCUCUUCCAGGAGUCUACCACUGACUGGAUCUGUAGUAUGUUGGCUAUAUGGAAAGUAGGCUCUGUUUUCGUACCUCUGGAUGCGGGUACUAUAACGAAGCGACUGGCCAUGAUUGUCAGCGAUUGCCGACCUGCAGUAAUUCUGGUGGAUGCUGCUACGGUUAAGCAAGAACAUGAGAUGAAUGCCACUCGAGCCGCGUAUAUUGAUGUCUCAACUCUUUUGACGGAGGGCACAUCAGAUGCGAAAGUUGACGCCCGCGCUUCUCAGAAUGGGUCAGCAAUGAUAUAUUAUACCAGCGGAUCAACGGGCAUACCCAAAGGCAUUGCUGUUAAGCAUGAGGGCCUACGGGCUGUCUUUGAAAGCUCCUGUCAAUACUAUGGCGUCAAUGAGCAAGUCAUCAGUCUAGUGCAGAGUUCACUUGGCUUCGAUAUCAGUCUGAUUCAGAUGUUCAUCGCUUGGCCGGCCGGCGGCACUGUAUGUCUCAUUUCGCGAGACAUGCGCGGAGACGCCCUAAUGAUCAUGGACUUCAUGAUUAAACACAAGGUCACGCACACCACCGGCACUCCUUCGGAGUAUAACAGCUGGCUUACGGUUGGGGACUUGACCAAAUUGCGCUCAUCUGCCUGGCGGGUAGCGAUAUGCGGCGCUGAGGCCUUCCCCAUGUCACUGAUGGAUAAAUUGCGCCAGCUUGAUAAGCCUGAUCUGCAACUUUUCCAUAUAUAUGGUACGACCGAGACAACGAUAUAUGCCACGCAACAGGAGCUGAACUGGAAGGACGUGGGCCACUACGCAGAGGGUUCAGUUCCAGCCGGCUAUUCCUUGGCCAACAAGGCGAUCUAUAUUGUGGACGAGAGCCUGCAUCUCCUGCCUCUUGGAUUACCGGGCGAAAUCGUUUUGGCUGGCGUCGGUGUUGCUGAGGGAUACAACAACAACGAAAACAUGACGAAGGCAUCGUUCUUUCACAAUUCAUUUGCGGCUGACUGGAUGGUUCAUCAUGGCUGGAACACAAUGUACCGAUCGAGAGAUCGUAGCCGCCUCAUGGCAGAUGGCUCUAUUCUCAUCGAAGGUCGUAUAGGAGGCGACACCGAAAUCAAACUUCGUGGGCAACGUAUCGACUUGAAGGAUAUCGAACAGACAAUCCUGCGGACCGCCGAUGGUGUUAUUGCAGAUACAGUCGCAUCUGCACGAUCGAUAGCUAACGAGGUCAUCCCUCAGGGUCUCUUCGAUGAUUUGUCUCCCAAUUCUGACUUUUUCCAUGUGGGAGGAACUUCGCUUUUACUCAUUCGGCUACAAGCUCUUAUCAAUCAACGACUGGGUAUUCUCAUCCGGCUGGCAGACCUCUUUGCUAACAGUACGCUCCGGCCCAUGUCAAUAUUGAUCAACCAGCAUCUCGGUUCGCUUGAUGAAACGAUGAGGCUGCCUAUGAUUGAUUGGGAGUGGGAGACCCGGCCAUCCCCUGAUCUGCGUAUCGGUACGGCAGGAGAGAAUGUGGUUCGUCCAGCACCCAAACCAAGAUCCAUCCUGGUCACGGGUGGCGCUGGGUUUCUUGGUCGUUCGUUGCUUAGAAGCGCUAUGGAGAACCCACACAUUGAUCGUGUUCACGCCGUGGCUGUACGGCAGCUAGAGAAGCGCUUGGCUACCGGACUCCUACCACAACACCCCAAGGUCAUCUAUUACGAAGGAGAUCUGCGGGAGCCACGCCUGGGCCUUUCGGAGGCCGACGCUGAGUACGUAUUCACCGACAUUGACGCGGUGAUUCAUAAUGGAGCGGAUGUUUCGCACUUGAAGUCCUAUUACACGCUACGGCGCGCCAACCUCAACGCAACCAAAGAGCUGGCUCGCCUCUGCUUGCCGCGCCGCAUUCCGUUCCACUACGUAUCCACCGCGGGAGUGUCCAUGUUCACUUUCUGGCAGUCGUUUGGCGAGACCAGUGCCAGCGCGGCACAGCCCCCCACCGACGGGAUGAAUGGCUACAAGGCAAGCAAGUGGGCUAGCGAACGCUUUCUUGAGCGCCUCAAUGAGCAGCUCAAGCUCCCCGUUUGGAUGCAUAGACCGUCUGACAUGGUACGUGACGACGAUGAAGAGGCUUCAUGGGACUUGCUGCAUACGCUCCUCGGCUACUCGCGCAAGUUAGCGGCAGUCCCCGUGUCCGAGAACUUGUGGGGUUGGUUGGACCUCGUAGCCGUAUCACGCGUGAGUAACGACGUAGUGCAGAUGGUACACGAUAACCUGCCUCGUUCUUUAGACGGUGGCGUGUCCUAUGUGCAUCAGACCGGCGACAUGGCCAUCCCCAUCGAGGAGAUGAAGGAAUUCUUUGAAGAAGAGUGUGGGCAUACGCGCAAAUUCGAGAAGCUCCCCAUCGACGAGUGGGCCCGACGAGCAGAGGUCGCGGGCAUGCGGCCAGCGGUGGCGGCCGUCUUCGGAAACGUGCCCCGAUUGGCUCGCGCCUUGUGCUUCCCUCGUUUCGUGAAGACGUGGAGGCCGGCUGAAGGACAAGAGGGAGGCAUGCUGCUAGUUAGAAAUUGUGCGUGUGGUGGGACUAUCUCGCUGGUGUGGGGCGAAGGCUGCGGUCGCUGCGGGAAGAGUCCCGUGAUGCCAACCUGGAGUUAG